AUGUUCGAUACUCCUCCUCAACCCUCAUACAGAGAUGAUCCAGAUCAUGCGGAGACAGCCUCGAUGGCAUCCGCUGUUUUGCUAGACGACAUAGAAGCAUCAUUUCCAGACGAUGAACUUCCACCGUAUGAGGACAAUCCUGCUACAAUUCCACGUACGCAAGAGCCCCAGCGAACCCCAGAUACAUCGCAUGCCCCGGUUGGAGAUUCCGAUUACAUCGGACGGACACUCCCUCCUCCGCUACCUUUCUCCUCGAGCGACACGUUCUGUUCCAAUAUCCGUACCAACCUCCCAAACUACUCCACCGAACAUGACUCCCUUCGGAAUAUGAUCCGAAACCAAGCCAGUUAUCCACCUGGUUACUACAUAGAGAUCCACGGCAAACACACCGAAACCUCGCGGCAUAACAAUAAGGAGACCAAGAGAGAUAUCGUAGACUUCCACUUCCGCGUCGCUCUCGGCGACGAACUCAUCCCAAAAGGCCAUGUCACCGGCCUCACCCCCGGAAAACUCGAAUUCCUCCCCGACAACAAAAGAGGUUAUCGAGGAACCAUAAUCCCUUCCCUCAACCCCACCCUCUCCGACGUAGAAGAAGCCGACUACCUAACCGCCUGGUGCGAAAAAUACGUCGCCGACGCCUCCAAAGUAAAAUGCUUCACUCUCCAGCGCGAGAUCAGAUGGCAUGACACCGCCAAGUUAGAGCAUCUCAUCCGGUCCGCCCUCCUCGAAACAAACUAUCGCGGUCACAUAUCCAUAACCUUCCCCACCAGCCACACAUCCGUCACCGUCUACUCCCCCGGCCUCAUCAACAGAUGGCGCAUGACGACCUGGAUCCGCUGGAUCUUCUACCUUAGCUUCCUCUGGAUCUUCACCUGGCCGCUUCUUUUCUUCCUCACCUCGCGCUACGAAGUCGUCAAAUCAGUCUGGUAUUACGCCUCAAAGCCACCCGGCGAGGAAAUGGGCCGAAUACCAACGACCAACGACGAGGUCAACUAUUUCUAUAAAUGGCAAAGCGCGAUUAAACGUGCGGCGCUGGCACGUAUGAACUGUGGGACAGGGUUGUUGAUUGAGGCGUAUAGGAUUGAGACUGCGCUGGCGGAACAGAGGGGUGCGGAGGAGGCAAGAAGGCCAGCCGAGAGGAUUAAUACUGGGAAUGCGUUUGCGGAUGGGGUGUUUGGGGUGUUAGGGCAGGGGUUGCAGGUUGCGCAGGCUUUUGGGGAUGCUAGAGGGUGGGGACAUGAUAAUUAG
Messenger RNA from Glarea lozoyensis ATCC 20868, 1248 nucleotides. RefSeq lists its product as uncharacterized. The record is from RefSeq and is a predicted model, not a curated record. Lineage: Eukaryota; Fungi; Ascomycota; Leotiomycetes; Helotiales; Helotiaceae. The coding region runs from base 1 to 1248 and encodes 415 amino acids. The transcript is spliced from 2 exons.